AUGCCCAGACCACAAGCAGGCAGCUCCCGGCCUGCGGCAUCACUUCCACGCGGACACCAGCCCCCUCCCCCUACCCACUCCCCGCCUUUCUCCCUUCGACGCCCAGCCCCCUUGCCCGCACAUUCGGCCCCCAGAACCCCCGACGACACCUUUGAGGACUUCAUCCUGUCCCUGCAGUCGUCCAUAGUCGAGCGGGCCGAGGCCCUGGACGGCCAUGCCGAUGCGAAGUUUGGCAGGGACGAGUGGAGCAGGGGGGAGAGGGCAGGCUACGGCGUGACGCGUGUGAUGCGUUGCGGCGACCUGAUCGAGAAGGGGGCCGUGAAUGUGUCGUUGGUGCGCGGCGUGCUGACGGCGGAGAGGGCGGCGGCGAUGAGCUCCAGGGGGCGGCCUGGCGUGGACCCCGCCGGGGGGCAGGAGUACGCGGCGGAGUCCCUGUCUCUGGUGUUCCACCCGCGCCAUCCCAUGGUGCCCACGCUGCGAGCAGACGUCCGCAGGUUCCGCGCGGGCGGCGCCUGCUGGUACGGCGGAGGCUGCGACCUGACCCCCUGCUACCUAUUUGAGGACGACGCCCGGCGCUUCCACGCCCACUGGGCGGCCAUCUGCGACGCCUCGGCGCCCAACCUCUACCCGGAGUUCAAGGCCUGGUGCGACAGGUACUUCUACCUGCCGGCGAGGCAGGAGUGCCGCGGCAUUGGCGGCAUCUUCUUUGAUGAUUUGGAACCCGGCGAUGCGUUCGACGUGGAGGGCUUCGUGAGGGCUGUAGGGGACGGGAUUCUGGACUCUUGGGCGCCCAUCGCGGAGGAACGCAGGCGCACGGAAUUCGGCGAGCCGCAGAGGAGGUGGCAACUGCUCAGGCGGGGCCGCUACGUGGAGUUCAACUUGCUGUACGACAGGGGAGUGCGGUUCGGGCUGCAGGGCGGCAGGAUGGAGUCCGUGAUGGUGUCUGCGCCGCCGCUGGUGGCGUGGGACUACGACGUCCGGCCGGAGGCGGGUUCCCCCGAGGCCCGCCUUCUGGACGUGUUGAAGGAGCCACGAGACUGGCUGAAUCGUGGGGCGGGUACUGAGGAGGGAGCGCGUGUGCGAAAUGAUAUGUAA
Molecule: messenger RNA, 1095 nt
Organism: Ostreobium quekettii
Lineage: Eukaryota; Viridiplantae; Chlorophyta; Ulvophyceae; Bryopsidales; Ostreobiaceae
Source: the annotation of a GenBank genome assembly